AUGACCCGACGCCGAGAUGGUCUGGCGAUCAAUUUUCUGGAUCGAACGAAUUCCCUCACGAAGAUAAAACGGAGGAUGGUUCAUAUUCUUAACGCACUUUAUGCUGGCUGCAAGAAGCGAAUAACAUACGGUUCCGACAUUUGCAGCGUGGAACGAUUACAUCAGGCAAUGCAAGUAUUGACACGUUUAGAUCAAAGGCAAUGGUACAAACGUGAUAUAGAAUCAUGCAAUCAGGUGAAGAACUUACCAGGCUCCAGCACACUCAGUUCAUUGAAUGCAUUUCUCGAUGAAGGCAUCAUUUUGCGAUUUGGUGGCCGGAUCAAACGGUCGACAUUGGAUGCGAGUCAAAAGUUUCCAAUUAUCCUAUCGAUAGAAGCCGAACUAUCGUAUAUGAUUGUUUGCUGA
Molecule: messenger RNA, 405 nt
Organism: Eupeodes corollae
Lineage: Eukaryota; Metazoa; Arthropoda; Insecta; Diptera; Syrphidae
Exons: 1
Coding region: 1-405 (134 amino acids)
Source: RefSeq, a predicted model, not a curated record